Cyprinodon tularosa is the source of this 5144-nucleotide messenger RNA. RefSeq names its product ATP-binding cassette, sub-family C (CFTR/MRP), member 10 (gene abcc10). NCBI's taxonomy places the organism in Eukaryota, Metazoa, Chordata, Actinopteri, Cyprinodontiformes, Cyprinodontidae. Gene Ontology annotation, biological process: transmembrane transport. Gene Ontology annotation, cellular component: membrane. Gene Ontology annotation, molecular function: ATP hydrolysis activity; ABC-type transporter activity; ATP binding. The record is from RefSeq and is a predicted model, not a curated record. The transcript is spliced from 21 exons. Bases 221 to 4936 code for a protein of 1571 amino acids.
CAUUUUUGACGGAGACCGUGGUUACCAUGGACGCAGAGGAUUUAUAAUGUGUAAAAUAUGAUAAAUAUAAUAUAAUGAUAUCAUCCGCACGCAGCAGCAGUCAUACCAGUCAAAGAGUUUUUAAAGAACCUGGAAACUACUACCGACGAUACCCGGAUGUAGUCGCAGUUUUCCACAACAACAGAUAUUGUCUAGAGUGGCGGAGGUCCAGGUGGACGGGAUGAGUCACUCCUGGCUCCCUGAGCUGGUCUCAGGUCUGUGUCACACACCAGAGGACGAUCCUUUCCCCCUGUGGCAGGAUGGACACGUCAGUCCCUGCUUCAACCAGCUGGUCCUCGGAGCCCUGCCCCAUGCUGGGAUGGCGGUUUUCAGUGCCUGCUACCUGAGCUUAGCUAGAAGCAGCAUCCUUCAGACAUCUGCUCCAUGCGGCUGGACGCUCCGACUGUCCUCGGCUGUGCUGGCUGUGCUGUUCUUUACUGCAGACAUCGUCUUGGUGGGCGUCCUGCAGCAGGCGGACAUGUAUCUGGACAUCCUAGCUGACAGCUGGGCCCUCCUGGCCUGGCUGGUCCACUGCGGCACAAUCGGAGUGAUUCUUAGAACUAGUGUUAGGAGAACCAGAGGACCGCCGCUGCUUCUUGCUGUGAUGCUUCUUUUAGUGCCCAAUAUAGUCAUUACCUUGAUGAUCUACUGCAACAGCAGGGGAUAUCUAAGCCCAACAGAACCUCUUAAACUGGCCAGGUUUGUCCUCACCUCAGCCCGGGCGUUCCUUUUACUCCUUUACCUUCUCGGAAUUGCCUUCCCCUGUAUGGACCGUGCUGAUUACACCUUGCAUAUAAACGCUGCAGACGGAUCGCCUCUCCUUCCAGAGAGCACUGAGCCCGACACGGGUGAGGUGGUAGCUGAGGACGGAAGCAGCUGCGUGUCUCGGCUCUUCUACCUGUGGCUGAAUCCGUUACUCAGACGAGGGCAGCGAGGAGACCUGGAGAGACCGCAGCACGUGUACCACCUUCCCUGGAAACUUCGGACCGCGGUUGUUUGGAGAUACUUCCACCGCUGUUGGGAGGCAUGUGGUAGUGGGGCAGGAAUGAGCGGCCAGCAGGAUCAGUGGCCCAGACCGGUCAGCAGCGUGAAAGGAUCAGACUGUAGGGAGGGGCUGCUGGAACUGGAGGGGGAUGUAAGAUUACUGAGAGUGUUGCACAAAGCAUUUGGGUUGCGGUACUACAUCCUGGGUGUGCUCAAGGUGACGGUAAACAUAUCUUCGUUUGCAGGUCCCCUGCUUCUCAGCAGUCUAGUGAGCUUUAUAGAGGAGAAGGGCGCCCCCUUCAGUAAAGGAGUCAUCUGUGUGCUGGGCCUGUUUGCCACAACACUCCUAAGUUCAGUCCUCCGCAACAUCUACGUCUUUCAGAUAUCCAAGAUCUCCCUGUCAGCACGGGCCUCGCUGGUGUCGGCAAUCUACGGCAAAGCGCUGCAGGUCAGCAGCUGCAGCCUGGCCGGCUUCACGCUGGGAGAGGUGGUGAACCUGAUGAGCACCGACACCGACCGCGUGGUCAACUUCUUCAACAGUUUCCACGAGCUGUGGAGCCUGCCUUUCUGCUUCUCCGUCACCCUCUACCUGCUGUACCUGCAGGUAGGCGCAGCUUUCCUCGGGGGGCUCUGCGUGGCGCUGGUCCUGGUGCCUUUCAACAAGUUCCUCGCCUCCCGUAUCCUAAGCAACAACAAAAACAUGCUGAGGUACAAAGAUAACCGAGUUAAGUUAAUGACAGAGAUCCUCUUCGGCAUCCGUGUCAUCAAGUUCUAUAACUGGGAGCCUCACUUUACCCAGAAGGUGGCUAAAUAUCGGGAAAAGGAGCUGUUGCACCUCAAGAACCUCAAGUACCUGGAUGCGCUGUGUGUUUACACCUGGGCCGCUCUGCCUGUGGUCAUCUGUGUCCUCACCUUUGUUACAUAUGUGCUACUUGGACACCAACUAACUGCUGCCAAGGUUUUCACCACUGUUGCCCUGGUAGGAAUGCUGAUCGUUCCUCUCAAUGCUUUCCCCUGGGUGCUCAAUGGGAUCCUUGAAGCCAAAGUGUCCCUGGAACGAAUCCAGCGCUUCUUCAAACUGACCAACCAGGAUCUGCAGGCCUACUACGCUCUGGUGUCUCCUGAAGAUACGAGUCAGACAUCCAUCCUGCUGAGGCAGGGGGCGUUUUCCUGGCAGGGACCCGAUGUGAAUGAGGCGGGAGAAACUGAAAAUGAGGUCGGGAGAGGAAGUCUGCUCCUCCACAGCCUGGAUCUACACGUAAUAAAGGGCUCUCUGGUGGUCGUCGUGGGGAAGGUCGGCUGUGGGAAAAGCUCCUUGCUAGCCGCUAUCACUGGAGAACUCAGGAGGCUUAGCGGAGUGCUCUAUGUGGCCAACAGAGAGGCAGGCUUUGGUUUGGCCUCACAGGAGCCGUGGAUCCAACAUGCUUCAGUGCGAGACAACAUCCUGUUUGGCAAAGAUUACAGCGCGGCUCUCUACCAAGCUGUGAUCGAGGCCUGCGCGCUCUCCGAUGAUCUCAGCGUUUUACCAAACGGAGACAAAACAGAGGUGGGAGAAAAUGGAGUGACUCUGAGUGGAGGACAGAAGGCCCGGCUGGCCCUGGCCCGAGCCGUUUACAUGGAUAAAGAGAUCUACCUACUGGAUGAUCCACUGGCAGCUGUGGACACAGACGUGGCCGAACACCUCAUGAAGAAAUGCAUCCUGGAGCUCCUCAGAGGGAAGACCAGGAUCCUCUGCACCCACCGUAUAGAAUUUGUGGACAAGGCUGACAUGGUGAUCCUCAUGGACAGUGGGACCAUAGUUAAAACAGGAACACCAGCGGAGAUCCUCCCUUUGAUACAGUCUGAGCCGCAAAUUGGGAGAAGCAACCAGAAAGCAGGACCUAAAGAUGAGCCUCAGAGUGAGGAAGAUCUUGGUUCCCUCCCUGAUCUCUGUGCAGAUGAUGAUCCUGAUGUGUUGGGUGAAGAGCAGAAACGAGUGGGCGGACUGGCUUGGGGGGUGUAUAAGACCUACUGGUUUGCUGUGGGUGGAGCGCUGGCUGCCUCCAUCUUGAUGUCGCUGCUUCUGAUGCAAGCCUCUAAGAACGUUUCUGACUGGUGGCUCUCCCAUUGGAUCUCUUCAUUGAAAAACAACGGCUCCAGUUGUGCUAAUGAUUCCUCCUCGACUCAUCUUCUUCCUCACCUGCUGCUUUUUUCACCCGGUCGCCUAACAAGUCCUCUGCUCUCUAUGGAAGCUCUGCCUUCCACCAACACCACCAGGGACGUUCGGUUCUAUCUGACAAUCUACGGCUCCAUCGCUGCCUCCAACACCGUGUUCACAGCCCUUCGAGCUUUCCUCUUUGCCUAUGGCGUCAUCUGUGCAGCCUCUGUCAUCCACAACAGGCUUCUGGACCGGGUCCUCAAGGCAACAGUGACCUUCUUUGACAUCACCCCUUUGGGCCGCAUACUCAACCGUUUCUCCUCAGACCUGUACAGCGUGGACGACAGCUUACCGUUCAUCCUGAACAUCCUGCUAGCCAACAUCUUCGGUCUGCUGGGCAUGCUGGUGGUGAUAAGCUACGGCCUGCCGUGGGUGCUGGUGCCUCUGCUCCCCCUGGCUCUGCUCUACCACCAGACGCAACGCUUCUACAGACACAGCUCCCGGGAGCUGAAGCGCCUGUGCAGCCUCACCCUGUCGCCUAUCUACUCUCACUUCUCAGAGACCAUUGCUGGGCUGGGAACCAUCAGGGCGAGUUGUAGCUCUGCCAGGUUCAGGGAGGAGAACUCCAAACGCCUGGAGCAGAACCAGCGCUGCCUGUUCGUCAGCAACGCCGCCAUGCAGUGGCUGGACAUCCGCCUGCAGCUGAUUGGUGUUGCUGUGGUGACAGGGCUCGGGGUGAUAGCUGUCAUCCAGCAGCAGUAUGGCGUUGUGGACCCAGGUCUGUUGGGUUUGUCCCUGUCUUACGCUCUGUCCAUCACACAACUGCUGUCUGGGCUCAUAUUCAGCUUCACACAGACUGAAAUGCAGAUGGUUAGUGUGGAGCGAACAGAGGAAUACUCAACUGAAUUGCCAACUGAGCCUCAGGAGCUCAAUGUGCAGGUAAGACCUAAAAACAAAUCAGCUUCGCAAUUGGAACAGGUUUUUAAUCCUUUGCUAUUUCUCUUCGACUUUGUUGUUUUGGUACACCAGCUGCCCGCUGCAUGGCCUGAACGAGGCUCCUUGGAGUUCUGCGAUGUGGUUCUGGCCUACAGGGAAGGUCUUCCUAACGCCUUGGAUGGUGUGAGCCUGACGGUGAGACCUGGGGAGAAGAUAGGCAUCGUGGGACGGACAGGCUCCGGAAAAUCCACCAUGUUUCUGGCCCUGUUUCGUAUGGUGGAACUCAACCAGGGGCAGAUCCUCCUGGAUCAGCUGGAUAUCAGCACUGUUGGCGUUGCUCAGCUAAGGUCAAGGCUGGCCAUUAUUCCUCAAGACCCCUUCCUGUUCAGUGGGACCGUCAGGGAUAAUCUGGACCCUUGUAAGAGACACCUGGACCAGCAGCUGCUAGAGGUUCUGGAUCAGUGCCACCUGAGCUCCGUGGUCAGCAGGAUGGGGGGCCUGGAGGCUGAGGUUGGAGAACGAGGAAAGUUCUUCUCAGCGGGACAGAGGCAGCUGCUGUGUUUAGCCAGAGCUCUGUUAACUCAGUCCAAGGUUCUUUGUAUCGAUGAAGCAACAGCCAGUGUGGACCAGAAGACGGACAAACUGCUACAGCAGACAAUCAGAGAGAGAUUUCAGGACAAUACGGUGCUCACUAUAGCCCACAGGAUCAACACCAUCAUGGACUGCGACCGUGUGCUUGUGAUGCAUGCUGGGAAGGUGGUGGAGUUUGACACGCCCGCAGCUCUCUGUCAGACGGACACAUCAAUCUUCCACAGACUGGUUGGUGGGCGAGGAAAUUAGCCAAUCAGCAGGAUGGAUGGAAAUGUUCUGAGAAGCAGAAAUCAGCUUCUCUACUUUAUGCCGGACUUUUAUUGAGACCUAGAAGAUUUCUACUGCACUAUCAUAAAAAAAACUGAAUGACUUCAUUUAUGUUACUAGAUGUUCUGCUGAAGAGGACAUCUGGGGUUGUGUUGAAAUUUUGUAAUAAACACAAAAACGUUUCCUCUAA